ACUUAUCUGAGGUCGUCUGCUCGUCUUUCACGCUACUGAAAAUGUCCAAACUACAGGUGUUGAAUACGUUUCUUACUCAGAAAUUAACAGCGGUGGCUGUGGAGAUAUUUGGGGCAGUGGAGAAAAUGAUAACAGUGUACGAGGAAGAAAUGUCCCGCUCAAAUGAGGAGAGCAAACGACUACAAAGACUACUGGAUUCGGUUUACAAACCAGAGAUAAGAUUACAUAAAACAGAACCCCAGCAGCUCACUGUCCCAGUCCCUGAGGAGGUUGUCCCUGAGCAGCAGCACUGUGAGCAGGAGUGGAGCCCAGGUCUGGGGCAGGAGGACUCAGACCCCACACAGAUUAAAGAGGAACAGGAGGACCCAGAGCACACACAGAUUAAAGAGGAACAGGAGGAAGAGCAGCUUCAGGGGCUGGAGUCUGAUAUCAAAGAGUUCAUAUUCACUCCUUCCUGUGUGAAAAAUGACUGUGAUCAGGACCCCCCUCAGCCCUCACAUCUUUCCCAAACCCUAACAACGCAGACCAGAGAGAGGGACUUAGUAUGCAUUAGCACAACUACAGAGAUGGAAACUGAACCUGAUGGCGAGGUUUACAGAGGAACAGAGUCAAACAGUUACUCUCCGCCCUUCCCUGUAGUAAAUGGAGCUCAAUGUGAAGUCAGUGAAAAUGUUAAUGGGGGGGUGCCAGUGUUAAAGCUACUACCAGUGUUAAAGCUACUCAAAUCAAAGAGAGUGCAGACAAAUGAGAGACAAAAUUCCAAUACCUCUGCAGAGGGCUGGAAAACCGAUGUGAUGCCCAAUCAGAAAUCAGCCAGUCAUGGCAAUGCUGCUCCUUGUUGUUGCAAAGUGUGUGGGAAGUCUUUUAAAUUUUUGGUGGCUUUAAUUAAUCAUGUGCAAACAGUACAUGCAAAUGAUGCAAAACAUAUGUGUGGUGUGUGUGGAAAAAACAUGAACUCUUCUCAAUGUAUGAUAGAACACCAACAAUCUCACAUUGCAGAAAAACCUUUUUGUCAUAUUUGUGGCAAAUGUUUCCAUUGUAAUGCUAAACUGAGAACGCAUAUGCGUGUCCACACAGGAGAGAGACCAUAUUGGUGCCAAAAAUGUGGCAAAGGCUUCAGGCAGCAGCAAAACCUGAAAGAGCAUAUGAGGACUCAUACAGCGGAGAAACCGUAUCGGUGCGAAGAAUGUGGCAAAUGCUUCAAACACUCGAGCAGCCUGACUGUGCAUAUGAGGAACCACACGGGGGAGAGACCAUAUAAGUGCCAUUUUUGUGAGAAAUCCUUUGUCUCAGCAAGUAAACGAAGUCUCCAUCAACGGAUUACAUUGGAAAGAACUGGAAACUGUUUCAGUGCAGCCAGUGCAACAGAAGCUUUAGUCAUGUGGGGACCAUGAAAAAGCACAUGAAGAACAUGCACAAACAGUGCCCACAAUUCCAAACCAACACCGCACCCCUAGCGACUCACUUUGCGUUCCUUCCAAUGUCACAUGUUGCUGAACUUAAGAGGGUCACUUUCAGAAUGGAGAUUCUAAUUAGACCCUAACCCCUCAAAAAGUUUCAGUGAUUCAUCUUUGGGAGAACAAUGAAAUCUCCUGCAGUGAUCAUUGUGACAGAAGACAUGUAAUGUACACAGAACCAUGUAGUGUGAUACAUUUCAAUCUUAUCCAGAGUGACUUACAUUUAUUGCGUUCAUCUUAAGGCAAGGUUUCCCAAAGUAGGUCCUAGGCCUCCCCGGGUGCACAUUUCUGUUUUUUGCUUAGCACUACACAACUGAUUUGAAGUAAUCAAAGUUUUAUGAGGUGUUGGUUAUUUGAAUCCGCUAUCUAGUGCUAGGGGGAAGAAAAUAAAAAAGUUCACCCAGGGGGAACCCAGGACCGACUUUGAGAAACCCUGUCUUAAGCUAACUAGGUGAGACAAGACCAUAUCAGUUAUAGUUAAAAAAAAAAAAAAAAAAUUAAAGGUGAA
Messenger RNA from Salvelinus namaycush (lake trout), 1965 nucleotides. Its product is annotated as zinc finger protein 23-like. Gene Ontology annotation, biological process: central nervous system development; regulation of transcription by RNA polymerase II. The record is from RefSeq and is a predicted model, not a curated record. Gene Ontology annotation, cellular component: nucleus. Gene Ontology annotation, molecular function: DNA-binding transcription factor activity, RNA polymerase II-specific; RNA polymerase II cis-regulatory region sequence-specific DNA binding. Lineage: Eukaryota; Metazoa; Chordata; Actinopteri; Salmoniformes; Salmonidae. The coding region runs from base 42 to 1394 and encodes 450 amino acids. The transcript has 2 exons.